AGUCAGAAAAAUCGCGUCCGCGAAGUAGCCAGCAGCUACAUCCUUAGCGCGCGUUUUGUGUCGGAAUGAUAAGGUGGUGAACAUCUUGUGAAGUUCUAUCGUGAUGGCAGCUUCUGUUUACGCCACUCCACCACCUGAUUUAAGUGGCGAAGACACAGCCCUCAGCGAUAUUUCAAAUUCUUCACAAGCCAACAGUACAAAUUCAACGUCACAGAAAUUAGCCACCAAAAGAACUUUGUCAACAUCAUCCUCAUUUGUGAAUAAUUCACCAAAUUCAUGCAACUCAUCAUCAACCACAGGAUCAACGACAGCUGCGGCGGUUAACAAUGGCGGAGGCGGUGGCGCGGGAGAAUCUUCGGCGGCGGAUUUAUCGAAAAAGCGGCGCAAACAGUCCACACCGAUUAGGAUCUCAGCCCUCAGUAGCGAUACAGGGGGUGCAAAUAAUGGAGUUGGAGAGGAAAUGAUGUUAGAGUCUCUCACGGAAAAAUCCGUGGAUGUUGUACAAAAGGCAGCUUUGCUCUUUGGGCACCUGCAGCAGCUUCAAGAAUCACAGAGUCCACAGGAUCAAUCGACAAAUGAGAUAAAUUUUGCCUCAUUUGUUGUGACAGAAAUGAAAUCCCAAAGCACAGAUGCAUCUGAAGACGAUGAAGAGGCGGCAAAUCGAUCGCCAGGAAUGAUGAAUUGCACAGAGUGUGAUGCAAAAUUCCAAUCAGAAUUAAAAUUGAAAAUUCACUUGAUGCACGAGCACAAGAUUGUAUCCUUCAAGGAGACCACAGGACAUCACAGGGGAUCCCCCGAAGCGGGGGAGAAAGUCAGUGAAACACCCAUAAUCAGGGUUAAAAAGGAGCCAUCAGAGUGGGAUAGUGAUGAUCGUCGUACAGAAGCUACAAAUUCCUCCAAACAGGAUGAUUGGUUGGCAUCCUUAGCCAAUGCUGGACUCCCAUUUCCCUUUCCACCGGAAGCCGCGGCGGCACUCACUGCCGGAGGAUAUUUGCCACUGCUGGGAGUACCACCAGUAGCCCCUUUCACUACAAAUGCAGACGGCCUACCUCUGCCGCGUCCAACUGCACCUCAGUUGCGUAUUUUCAAUCCUGAAGCAUACUGUGACUUGUGCAAUAAGGAGUUCUGCAACAAGUACUUCCUGAAAACGCACAAAGCCAAUAAGCACGGUAUCUACGAAACACCCGUACCGACUGUGAAUGACGUGGCUCAGGCAGGAGAACGUCAGGCUCAGCAGAUGCACCAGAGCAUGGCUCAGGUGUUUCAGCAGCAGCAACAACAGCAGCAACAGAGUCCACAGAGUCUCAUGCCGCCGGAGCCUACAGUUUUCUGUGACAUUUGCUACAAGAAAUUCACCAAUAUCUUCGCCAUGAGACGCCACAGAGCUAAAGUCCACGAGGUGGAUGAUGGGAAGAUGGAACAAGAUACUUUUGACAGCGACACCCAGACAUUUCGUCUGCCAGAUGAUUUUCGUCAAGAUUUUACAGUCGAACAGGAAGACACCAAUUUUACACCUCAGCCGAGAAAACUUUCACCAGCAUCGAGUCAACAAGCUCGUGAGGCCAAUUUCAGCGUGGAGAAACUCAAGCGAUUGGGCGUGAUUAAUCCCGAGGCAUUUUGUGAGCUUUGCUGCAAGGAGUACUGCAACAAAUACUUCUUAAGGACACACAAAUUGAAACGUCAUGGGAUACUAAUGCCACCAGAUGAAACUAAAGAAAAUUUUGGUGAUCGCAAUCCCUGGCACUAUGUUCAAACUAGUCCACUAAAUCUCAUCAUGGGAACGGAUUUUGGGCAAGUUCAGCAACUUCAGCAAAAGAUGCUCAGUGAAAUUGCCGAGAGGCCCCUCAAGUCCCCAGCUGACAAAGUACCAGCAGCGUCAGAUGGAAAAUUUUCCGGUGAUUUGAUAAAAUCCGAGAAUGAAGAAAAGGUAUCUGAAUCAAAAUCACCUAGACGGACACCAACUUCACCUCAGAAUACUUCUCAAGGAGACACUGAUGCCAUAAGCGUGGAUCUUCAGAAAUUGCAGUCUAUGAUCCUCCAACUGAAUGACCUAAAUGCCCAAAGAGCUACUCAGUGUACGGUUUGUGGCAAGGAACAAGAGAAUCAGUAUAUGCUGCAUGCCCAUAUGAUUGCAGAACAUGGAAAUAUCGCAUCAGCGGCAGUAGAGAAUAUCAAAACAAGUCGGAGCUCAACUCCAGCCCCAUUGACCCAGCCCUCCAUUACUAGUCAAGGUUCUGCGGAGGUGUGCAAACAGUGUGAUAAGGAAUUCCCAUCAUCAGGAGCUCUCAAACAGCAUAUUGUUGAGGCACAUACCUCCUCUGCUAGUCCACCUCUGCCCAAUCGUGAAGGUUUUGUCACUCCAGAACGGCCCAGUAGUUCGGUACUGCAAAUGCCAGCUGCACCACAUCAAGCAGAUCGCCGGCCACCGUACACCAUUACCCCAACUUCGAGUUAUUGCGAAAUUUGCAAUAAAGAAUUAUGCAACAAGUAUUUCAUGAAGACCCAUAUGCAGAGAAUGCAUGGUAUUGAAAUUGAGAACGGUGCCCAGAUUGGUGGUGUCAUCUGCAACAUUUGCAACAAGGAGUUGUGCAGCAAGUAUUUUCUACGUGUCCAUAAACACAACACACAUGGCAUUGUUGAGGAAGGCUCACCACUACCUCAGUCACGACAAAAUGGAGAUCAUGUCAAAAUGGAUAUCACGGCUACGGAUGAAUCACCUGGCUUUAGUGGCGUUGAUGGUGGUGGCAACAUGAAACCCAGUGACCUGGCAGAUCUUAGCAAUCGCUACUUCUCUCACUUCACUGAAGUGUGUCCUCUGUGCAGUCGUCGAUUCCGUAGUUCCAAAUGGCUGCGGGCGCAUUUGAUGAGUGAUCAUGGCAAGGCCGGAACGGACAAACUACGUGACAUUGAACAGCGAUUGAAUUUGGCCAAGGCACAAAGUCCUACGCUCAAAAUCCCCAAUGGGGCCUUUGGUCUUGCUGCUGAAGCCAGUGCCCUGAAAUCUUCGCUAUCGGGGCUAUUUAUGACACCACCAGGACCACCCAAUGUGGCUACAAGUAUGGCUGAUGAGGCUACCAUGAACAGUGGUGGUAGUGGACGAAUGAAGGAGUAUCAGUGCUCUUUUUGUUCCUUCUCUACACCCUACUAUGCUUUUCUCUUUAUCCACGAGCGCUCGCAUACCCUCAUCAAUCCUGCCGCCGUUGCUUCCCUCACGGCCGCGGCGCCACAUCGCAACCCGCCAAGUAGCCAUCAAUCUGAGGCAGCUGUAUCACUUGCAAAGGAGCCACCAAGUAUGUCACGUCAUUUUCAACCACCUCCACCGCCCCCCGCCGCCACUUCAAGCGACGCCGCUUCGGCUCCGCCCACCAUGACAAAAUCCGAGUCCAACAGCAUGCUCACUGACAUGGCGAACCUAACGCAGCGUCCGGCGAUCUAUGCUCUACCCCAGGACUCAGAACCCAUGAUUAUGCAGUCAUUCCUUCUCGAGGAAGCCGCCGCAGUUGCUAGUGAAUCCACCAAGGACACAAACAGGUUUGUGCCGGCUGUUGUCUUUUUGCCUGUUCGCGAACGCAUCACAACCUCCAUCACUGUGUCAUUUUCAUUGACGCCCGCCUAAGAGGUUUUUACACCUUAACCUACCUUAUUCUCCAGAUUUUUUUUUUAAUAAACCUUUUUAGUCUCCAGAAUUUUUGUCCCAUUCCCUCCAAAACACGACUUUCUAAACCUCGCGAAUAGAAUAUACGGGAUAUUCCAAUUGAAAUACUGAGCAUUAAAUUAAAUUUCCGUUGCAACACAAGUAACGAAUUUUGCAAAGGAGAUCCCCUUAAAAAGAAACUGGAGGGUGAUAAUAAACAAGACGUAAAUGAUAAAGAUAAAAACAAAACACAUGAACGGAAAAGACUGAGGGUAAGAAGUUUUUUUUUGUUACCAAAAGAAUGAAAAAGAAAACCUUGCAUGCAUAAGAUCACAAAAGAGGCAAAAAGCUUACAAAUAUAGCCUCUAAACUUGGUCACUACAUUCAGAGGCUAUGCUAAAAAGAUUAACCAAAUAAAAAAAAAAGCUAGUGAGGAGGCGAAUCGAUCAAAAGAAUUGAGCACAGACCUAACAGCUGAAACAUAUAUCGAGAACAUCUUGUUAAAUAAUAAAUUGUAGUUUUAUUAAUGAUUUUUUUAAAGAAAAAAAAAGAUGAGUAUGAGGAAAUUAAAUAGAGUCAAAUAAUAAAUUCUAGUUAUUAAAAAAAAGAAGAAUAAAAAUUUAAUUCUUGGUGAUGUUCUAACAAAGUUCCUAUAAAUAAUCUAAAGAAGGUAAAAAAAAUGAGGUAAGAGUAAAUAGUGGAGAGAUGAUGAGGAAAACAAGUUAAAAAAGUCUUUUUCCAAGUAGAGAUUACUAUAUUCUCGAUAUAGUAGAAGUGACGCGAAAUCAAAUCACUUGUCUUUAAGUAGAAGAUGGUAAAAUAGAAAAGUUUUCUAGGUCAGAGACGUAGCACCGAAGGUAUUUUAUGUAUUUAGAAUUUAUCAAGUUUUCAGCUUUGCUCAAAAAUAAUUUGUCUAAACAAAAAACAGGAAGAACCACUUAUUCAGUUAAUUCCAAAUGAGAAGAUUUUUUUUUCAAAAAUUACAAAAUAAUUGCAAAAACUCUCUUGCUAUAAGGGAUUUUUUCCACAGUUUCUUUUAAUUUUUUUUUAAAGACUUUUUGGAGGGUGAGUGGCAAUAAAAUAAAAUAACAAGAGCAAGAUUUUUCAUAUACCUCUCAUAAUACCAGCUCCAUCGUGUACAAAGAAAUAAGUAAAUAAAGAAUAGUAAUAAAAUCUCAGGGCUUUAUAGUACAACCAAACUGUAUGAAAACAUAAAGAAGAAAUAUUAAAAAAUAACUCCACCAUAUAAGUAUAUAAAUAUUGUAAAUUUAUGUAUAUAGCUGAGAACAGGUAUUCAUUUGAAGAGUCUAAAAGGAAGAAAAGUCUCCAAAAAUCUAGUCACUCACUAGUCAAAGAAGUAAUAUAUUAUUCUUUAGAGAGAUUUUUCUUAAUUUUCAUUUUAUAGAGACUUUGAAAAAUACUAAAAGUAUUUGAUAGUAAUCUACCUAAAACUGCAAAGUCUCCAUUGUUUAAUUUAAAGGACAAAAGGUCAAAUUUUAAAGUGUAAAAUUUCAUAUUCGUUUCUCUGUUUUGUAAAAAAAAAAAACUGAUUUUUUUUCAAAAAACGAAAAAAAGAAAGAAAUCAGAGGAAAUAGCUGAAAAAACAUUAACAUUAUGUAAGAAAAUGAAAACUAAUCAAAAGGUAAUGGAAGCCCAAUCGGUAAUUGCUAUAAAUGUUAAAAAAAAUAUUUGCUGUGUGCCUUUUAGCAAUUGCUGAUGACGACAAAUUAACUUUUUAUUAUUAAAAAAAAACAACAAACAAGAAAACAAAAAUUAUAAAACUAUAUUUAAAUUCAUUAUUAAAUGAUUAUGAUUAAAAAAAAGGGUUUAAUAAAUUUUAAUUAUUUGGUAAAAAAAUUGGAACAAAAAAAAAGAAGUGAAACUAACAAGACAUUGACUAAAUAUUUCAUAUAUUUAUAAUAAUAACGGGUGAUAUAUGAAGUGUUUCGAGGUAAAUGAUAUAACAAAAGGAGGUUAAAAAAAAGAAAAA
Messenger RNA from Phlebotomus papatasi, 5624 nucleotides. RefSeq lists its product as uncharacterized. Bases 104 to 3616 code for a protein of 1170 amino acids. The record is from RefSeq and is a predicted model, not a curated record. Lineage: Eukaryota; Metazoa; Arthropoda; Insecta; Diptera; Psychodidae. The transcript is spliced from 3 exons.